This is a messenger RNA of Sturnus vulgaris (Common starling), 4097 nucleotides long. The record is from RefSeq and is a predicted model, not a curated record. Lineage: Eukaryota; Metazoa; Chordata; Aves; Passeriformes; Sturnidae.
CCCGGCUCGCCCAUGAGCCUGCUCGGGAGCUACCGGAAAAAGGCGGGCAGUGACGGCUAUGAAUCCUUGCAGCUCGUGGACAGCGGCGCUGAGCGCGGCGGGGCGGCCGCGGGGCCGGCCCGGAGCCCCGGGCGGCAGCAGCAGCAGCAGCAGCAGCAGCAGCCGCAGCCCCGAGCCGACGGCAGCACCAUGGACAGCUCAGGUGCCUCUUCUCCAGACAUGGAGUCCAGCUAUGGGGGAGGCCUCCUGGACAUGGUCAAGGGAGGAGCAGGGAGGCUCUUCAGCAACCUCAAGGACAACCUGAAGGACACCCUGAAGGACACCUCCUCCAAGGUCAUGCAGUCUGUCGCCAGUUACACCAAGGGAGAGCUGGACAUUUCCUACAUUACCUCAAGGAUCAUAGUGAUGUCUUUUCCUGCUGAGGGAGUGGAGUUGGGAUUCAGGAAUCACAUCGAGGAUGUCAGGACAUUCCUGGAUUCCAGACACCCCGACCACUACACCGUGUUCAACUUGUCACCCAAAUAUUAUCGCAGUGCCAAGUUCCACAACAGGGUGUCUGAGUGUAGCUGGCCCGUCCGGCAGGCGCCCAGCCUGCACAACCUCUACGCUGUCUGCAAGAACAUGCACAACUGGCUGCAGCAGAACCCCAAAAACGUCUGUGUCAUCCACUGCAUGGAUGGCCGUGCAGCCUCAGCAGUUCUGGUCAGUGCAAUGUUCUGUUUCUGUCACCUCUUCUCUCAUCCUGGCCCUGCUGUGCAGCUGCUGAACACAAAGAGACCUGGAAUUGUACUGUGGCCAUCUCACAGGAGGUACAUAGGAUACAUCUGUGACCUAAUAGCAGACAAACCUGUCAUCCCCCACUGCAAACCACUCACCAUCAAGUCGGUGACCCUCAGCCCCGUGCCCUGCUUCAACAAGCAGCGCAACGGCUGCCGGCCCUUCUGUGACAUCCUCAGCGGGGAGACCAGGAUCCUGAGCACCUCCCAGGAGUAUGAGAGGAUGAAAGAAUACCGUGUGCAGGAAGGGAAGGUCCUGAUCCCCCUGGGAGCCACUGUCCACGGAGAUGUCGUUGUCUCUGUCUACCACAUGAGAUCCACCAUCGGGGGACGCCUCCAAGCCAAAAUGACCAACACACAAAUAUUCCAAAUUCAAUUUCAUACUGGAUUCAUAGCCCUAGGAACAACCACUCUCAAAUUCACCAAGCCUGAGCUGGAUGCUUGUGACUCUCCAGACAAAUAUCCUCAGCUCUUUCAUGUUAUACUGGACAUAGAAAUACAGUCUGCAGACAGACAAACUGAAUUAACUCCCCCAUGGGAGAAUUUCACCACAAAAGAUAUCAAUCCCUCCAUUCUCUUCUCCUCCCACCAGGAGCACCAGGACACUCUUGCUUUGGCAGGUAGAGGUGUCACAGAUUCCCCCCAGGAUAACAUCAGGAAUGUUGGGCAGAGUGCAUUCUUCUCCUCUCUCAGCUGGCAAGAUCAGAAAUCUGACAAAAGUAGCUCUCACCCCACCUCAGAGGAUCGAGCAGCGUUGGUGCAUGAGGAAAGCGAACAGUCAGAUGACGAACUCUUGUCCCUUUCCAGUCAGCACAGUAAUGCCAGCGGUGACAAGCCCCACGGGACACCCAAACACAGCAAAAAGCAGCAAGAGCCUCCAGCAGCAGCAGCAGCAGCAGCAGCAGCACCUCCCCCUGAAGACGUGGACCUGCUGGGCCUGGAUGGCAGCCCCAUGAGCAAGAGCUUUCCCUCGCAGCCCAGCGCUGCCCCCUCUAACUCUGACCUGCUGAAUGAUUUGUUUGGGGUGUCCCAGAGCCCUGCUGGAGCUGCUGCUGAGGAGGUUUUCCACGUGGGGGCACCUGGAUCUGUGCACUCGACCCCGCGGCGCUCGGCAGCUUCGGCGUCGCCGUCGCCGUCACCGAGGGUGGGAGAAGCCACUGCCUUUGAUCCAUUUGGAAGUAGCCCCAAGCAAACUGGUCCAGACCUCCUGGGUUCCUUCCUUGGCUCAUCAGCUGGCCCUGGGGAUCCUUUCCUUCAAGCCACAAGAAGCCCUUCACCAACUGUGCACAGCGAUCCCUUUCACAUGGCUUCCAGCACUCCAACAGUUUCCAUCCAACCAGAUGUUUCCAGUGGUUGGGACUGGCCCAAUAAAGCAGGUGGUCUAGGAAUGGGAAGUAAGUCUGCUGCCACCAGUCCUACAGGAUCCCUCCACAGCACUCCCACUCAUCAGGCUAAACCCCAAACAUUGGAUCCAUUUGCUGAUCUGGGAAGCCUUGGAGCCAGUUUAGCAGGUGGCUCCUCGUUCGCCAGCAAACCGACCACCCCGACGGGCAUGGGCGGGGGCUUCCCCCCGUCCCCGCAGAAGCCGCCGCCGCAGCCCAUGGGGGGCAGCGGGUGGCAGCAGGGCACGGGCUACGGCUGGCAGGGGACACAGCCCAAGGGCCAGCCCAGCGUGCCCCACGCCUCCCCCCAGAACAAGCCCAACUACAACGUGAGCUUCUCGCAGGGGGCGCAGGCGGAGCGGGGGAAAGGAGCCGCUAAUGUUGAUUCCAAGCCAAAAGUGUCUGCAGAUUUUGAAGAUUUGUUAUCUGGUCAAGGGUUUAAUGCUCACAAAGACAAGAAGGGCCCCAAAACAAUAGCUGAGAUGAGAAAAGAAGAAAUGGCAAAGGAGAUGGACCCUGAAAAACUAAAAGUCCUGGAGUGGAUUGAAGGGAAGGAGAGGAACAUCAGGGCACUGCUGUCCACCAUGCACACGGUGCUGUGGGCAGGGGAGACCAAGUGGAAGCCUGUGAGCAUGGCAGACCUGGUGACUCCAGAGCAGGUGAAGAAGGUGUACAGGAGGGCUGUGCUGGUCGUGCACCCCGACAAGGCUACUGGGCAGCCAUAUGAACAAUAUGCAAAGAUGAUAUUUAUGGAGCUAAACGAUGCCUGGUCAGAAUUUGAAAACCAAGGACAAAAACCCUUGUAUUAGAUCAUGGUGCACGAGCUGUCACACAGGCAUCCACAGACCAGGUCUGAUUUCUGGGGUCACUCCAGUGCAAAUUGAUUCUCUUCAAAGUUUAUGUUGGACCAAAGCAAUAACAUCACAAGGAAAUCUCUCUGCUGCUGAAGCUGAAAGCAGCUUUCCUAGUUCAAAAGCGAGUUGAAAUUCAAACUUCACCCCAAAUUCUGGCGUUCUUUUGCAGAGUAACUAAAGCUAGCAGUUUAUUUACCAACACCUGUCUGUAUUUGAGGGAUACUCAGAAGAUGGGCAGGAAAUAAUGUGUAUUUACUGCCUCAGGAACAGGUUGCCAUCGGAUGUGAGUCUUUAAGGCUGGUGGUUUUUCAAGACAAUCCACUACUUGUUGCACUUACAUUUUCAAGUGGCAAAGCUAUUACUGCAAACACAGUGUGUCAAAGUACAUGGCUUUCUGUAUAAAACAUCCUUUUGUUGUACUGGUCCAUUAUUUACUGCCAUUAACUGAAAAUGUGAAACCAACACAUAGGUCUCCUUUUAUAUAAAAGACCUUAAGAUAAUAGUAACAAACUGGAUGUUAUUUAUUAAUGUUUUGAUCCAGUAUGUGCUUGUCUUAUUUAAAGAGAUAACUGGAAUGUGAAUCAUGUUCCUGUGAUUUGUUGGUUUAUUGUUUCUCAUUCACAUUUGUAGAUAUUGUGACCUAUGCCUAUAUAAUAAAAAGGAUCUCAUUACUAUAAUGUACUUUUUUUAAUGAUGAAAACCUCAUUAGCUUUGUAUCGGGUUUGUCACGGCACAUAACUCUGGAUACACAUCCAUUCACAAAAUACAAAUCCAUCAUUAAACUUUACCAAAAAAAAAAAACCCCACCAAACCCCUCUACCCCACUUAAGCUUUGAUUACUUCCAUCCCUAAUGUUUUUAUGGAUGCAUGAAAGUAUUAGGAUGUAUGUAUAUCCAAAUAGUUAACUAAAAAAAAAAAAAACAAAACCCCAUUCUUGUCAUAUCUGGUAGUGACAGAGGUUAUCAAUGUUCAGGUUUACUGUUUGACUAAAUUAUUGUAAUUUUUGUAAAUACGGUAUAUACUCGAUGAAAUUGUGACUGGUCUAAAACAUUUGUAUAUACAUUAAAAAAGCUCAAAUUAACAUA